Messenger RNA from Sorex araneus (European shrew), 1230 nucleotides. It is a transcript of the gene KCNJ15, whose product is annotated as potassium inwardly rectifying channel subfamily J member 15. Gene Ontology annotation, molecular function: inward rectifier potassium channel activity. Gene Ontology annotation, biological process: potassium ion import across plasma membrane; regulation of monoatomic ion transmembrane transport. The coding region runs from base 1 to 1134 and encodes 377 amino acids. Gene Ontology annotation, cellular component: plasma membrane. Lineage: Eukaryota; Metazoa; Chordata; Mammalia; Eulipotyphla; Soricidae. The record is from RefSeq and is a predicted model, not a curated record. The transcript has a single exon.
AUGACGAUGGACGCCAUCCACAUCGGCAUGUCCAAUGCCUCGCUGGUGAAGCACACGGCGGGCGGCGGCCUCAAGACCAGCCGGCCCCGAGUCAUGUCCAAGAGUGGCCACAGCAACGUGAGAAUCGACAAGGUGGACGGCAUCUACCUCCUGUACCUGCAGGACCUGUGGACCACGGUCAUCGACAUGAAGUGGAGGUACAAGCUCACCCUGUUUGCGGCCACCUUUGUGAUGACCUGGUUCCUCUUUGGGGUCAUCUACUACGCCAUUGCCUUUAUCCACGGGGACUUGGAGCCCAGCAAGCACAUCUCCAACCACACGCCCUGCAUCAUGAAGGUGGACUCGCUCACAGGGGCCUUCCUCUUCUCCCUGGAAUCCCAGACUACCAUCGGCUAUGGGGUCCGCUCCAUCACGGAGGAGUGCCCGCACGCCAUUUUCCUGUUGGUUGCCCAGUUGGUCAUCACCACCCUGAUUGAGAUCUUCAUCACCGGCACCUUCUUAGCCAAAAUCGCCAGACCCAAGAAGCGGGCGGAGACCAUCAAGUUCAGCCACUGUGCAGUCAUCACCAAGCAGAAUGGGAAGCUGUGCUUGGUGAUCCAGGUGGCCAACAUGAGGAAGAGCCUUCUGAUCCAGUGCCAGCUCUCCGGCAAGCUCCUCCAGACGCACGUCACCAAGGAGGGAGAGCGCAUCCUGCUGAACCAGGCCAGCGUCAAGUUCCACGUGGACUCUUCCUCCGAGAGCCCCUUCCUCAUUCUGCCCAUGACCUUCUACCACGUGCUGGAUGAGACGAGCCCUCUGAGGGACCUCACGCCCCAGAACCUGAAGGAGAAGGAGUUUGAGCUCGUGGUCCUCCUCAACGCCACGGUGGAGUCGACGAGUGCUGUCUGCCAGAGCCGGACGUCCUACAUCCCCGAGGAGAUCUACUGGGGCUUCGAGUUCGUACCGGUGGUCUCUCUCUCCAAAAACGGCAAGUACGUGGCGGAUUUCAGCCAAUUUGAACAGAUCCGGAAGAGUCCAGACUGCACGUUUUACUGUGCGGAUUCGGAGAAGCAGAAACUGGAGGAGAAGUACAGGCAAGAGGAUCAGAGAGAAAGAGAACUGAGAACUCUUCUGCUACAACAGAGCAAUGUCUGACGGUGGCGGCGGCUCCGAGGCUCGGCUCUGUGAGCUGUUUCCACGUCUUCACCUCCCUCCAAUGCAAAGGUCACUGUGAAAAUGAAAAUAGAUGAA